GAGCAGCCAUUAUUGUUUCUCGAACCGUCUGCGAGUACGUGUUUUGUUAUCCGUUGCCAUCUCCUUAGUGAUUGUGAAUUUAUCAGUCACCAUGCCUGAUGUAUAUGCUCAAAAAUUGUCUGCAAAUAGAUCCGAAUACAAAGAUAAAGAUAAACCAACGCAGAUUAGGAUCAGCAACAUACAAGCCGGCAAAGCUGUUGCUGAUGCUGUUAGAACAAGUCUCGGUCCCAGGGGUAUGGACAAAAUGAUUCAGGCCGCUAAUGGUGAUGUAACAAUCACAAAUGAUGGUGCAACGAUUUUGAAACAGAUACAAGUUCUACAUCCAGCUGCUAAAAUGCUUGUGGAUUUGUCAAAAGCACAGGAUAUCGAGGCUGGAGAUGGAACUACGUCAGUUGUAAUAAUAGCUGGGAGUUUACUGGAUGCCUGUACUGGCCUUUUAUCAAAAGGUAUACAUCCCACUACCAUAUCCGAGUCGUUCCAGAGGGCAGCUGUAAAAGCAUGUGAGAUUUUGGAAGGAAUGUUGACACCAGUGGAACUGUCUGACAGAGAAUCUUUACUUAAGAGUGCAUCAACAGCUUUAAAUUCUAAGGUAGUGUCUCAGAACUCGAAUAUUCUGUCUCCGAUUGCUGUUGAUGCUGUCAUGAAAGUGAUUGACCCGGCUACAGCUGACAAUGUGGAUCUGAAGGAUAUCAAGAUCGUUAAAAAACUAGGUGGCACUGUUGAAGAUACAGAAUUGAUUGAAGGACUGGUUUUCACACAAAAAUCCUCAGGAGGUGGUGGUCCAAAUAGGGUGGAGAAAGCGAAGAUAGGUCUCAUACAGUUCUGCAUUUCACCACCCAAAACAGAUAUGGACAAUCAAGUGAUAGUGUCAGACUACACACAGAUGGAUAGGGUAUUGAAAGAAGAAAGAACCUACAUUCUCAAUAUCGUCAAACAGAUUAAAAAAACUGGCUGUAAUUUGCUUCUCAUUCAGAAAUCUAUUCUCAGAGAUGCAGUUAGUGAUCUGGCACUUCAUUUCCUAGCCAAGAUGAAAAUAAUGGUUGUCAAGGAUAUCGAGCGAGAAGAUAUUGAAUUUGUGAACAAGACUCUGGGUUGUAGACCUAUUGCUAGUUUGGAUCACUUCGUAGCAGAGAAUCUCGGCUCAGCUGAAUUGGCAGAAGAGAUGCAGACCGGCAGCAGUAAGAUUGUGAAGAUCACAGGUAUAGCUCACCAGGGAAAGACUGUAACUGUUCUGAUUCGUGGUUCGAACAAGUUGGUGUUGGAGGAAGCCGACAGAUCUCUACAUGACGCUCUUUGUGUUAUAAGAUGCCUAGUCAAGAAGAAAGCAUUAAUAGCAGGAGGGGGUGCACCUGAAAUUGAGUUAUCUCUGCGUUUGAUGGAAUUUGCAAACACAUUGUCGGGAAUGGAACAGUACUGUUUCAGAGCUUUUGCUGAAGCCCUUGAAAUCAUUCCAUUCACCUUGGCUGAGAAUGCAGGUCUUAAUCCUAUUGCCACGGUAACAGAAUUGAGAAACCGACAUGCUCAGGGAGAAAAAACUGCAGGAAUUAAUGUGAGAAAGGGUGCCAUAUCUAACAUAUUGGAGGAAAAUGUAGUGCAGCCCAUGAUAGUGUCCACAAGUGCAGUGUCCCUUGCAGCAGAAACUGUCAGAAGUAUAUUAAAGAUUGAUGAUGUGAUCAACUGUAAGUGAAGCAUCUAGUUCAUGUUCAACUGUAAGUGAAGCAACUAAGUCCAUGUCCAUUCAUUAUCUCAUCAAAGAAUUGACAUGACGAAUCACCACACAGCUUGUUUACAGCCUCUACUUUGUUAUAAAAUGGAAAAACUUGGAACAUUGCAACUGACCAACUAAGACUAAUUUUUUUUCAGUGCUGUUACAUAAGUGACUACUUGCUAGCUUACAUCAAAUUCAUAUAGUUCAUUGCAUAGACGUUGAAUUUGCUUCAUGUGUAUACCUAUAAGUAAACUAUUGUUGAAAGAAAUUGAUUCUUAAUUACCUGCUUGUCUUGUGAUGUUUCUUUACCUUUUUGUACAAAAAGCGGAUCUUUUGCAUGUUAUCUGGAAUUAAAUGUUUCAGGUAUA
This is a messenger RNA of Gigantopelta aegis, 2076 nucleotides long. Its product is annotated as T-complex protein 1 subunit delta-like. Gene Ontology annotation, molecular function: ATP-dependent protein folding chaperone; ATP binding; ATP hydrolysis activity. Gene Ontology annotation, cellular component: chaperonin-containing T-complex. The record is from RefSeq and is a predicted model, not a curated record. The coding region runs from base 92 to 1687 and encodes 531 amino acids. Gene Ontology annotation, biological process: protein folding. The transcript is spliced from 14 exons. Lineage: Eukaryota; Metazoa; Mollusca; Gastropoda; Neomphalida; Peltospiridae.